AUGGCCGAAAUACAUUAUCCAGUACUAGCAAUUAUCUUGUCAAUACUUGGCAAUUGCCUAAGUUCAUUCGUUGCCCUUUCACCAUUACCUAGAUUCUUUAAAUUGGACAAAGAGCGUGAUCCAGGUCCUUACAGUAUAUAUCCUAUGGUUGCACUAUGCGGCAACUCUUACAUGUGGGUCAUCUAUGGAAUGAUUACAAAGACAUUUGCCGUUCUCCCUGUCAAUAUGAUUGGCCUAUUCUCAACAAUCUACUUCAUUGUUGUCCAUAUCAGUACUCUAAAGGAACUUAAAGAGAGAAGGAUUAUAACUGGAAUAUCAAUGGGCAUGGCUAUUAUCCUCUCAUUGUUCACAGAGGUUGUGAUCCUAUCGACAAGUGAUGUAAACUUACAAACAAAUAUUAUGGGAUAUGCAUGUAAUGCUAUUCUGUUCUGUUUCUUUGGUGCACCUUUGAUGGCAUUGUACGGUGUUAUCAAGAGUAAAGACACAUCAUCAAUGAACCUGCUACUAUUAAUAUGUUCAGGUGUGGCUGCCAUUGUCUGGACUGGCUAUGGAUUACUUGUCCAUGACCUAUUCAUCACAGUUCCAAAUGCUGUUGGCGCAACAUUGACAAUGUCCCAACUGGCAAUAUAUAAGGCGAUUAAUAUAUUCUAUCCACAUGGUAAUCUACGGUCUGGUGAAAUGAACAUCAUGGACAUCGAUAAGGAGACUCCACUUAAUGGUGCUGACGACGAUUCAACUGCAGAUGAACCAUCUGCAGUAGUAUAU
Acytostelium subglobosum LB1 is the source of this 765-nucleotide messenger RNA. RefSeq lists its product as hypothetical. The transcript is spliced from 4 exons. NCBI's taxonomy places the organism in Eukaryota, Evosea, Eumycetozoa, Acytosteliales, Acytosteliaceae. Gene Ontology annotation, cellular component: membrane. The annotation marks the transcript as partial. The record is from RefSeq and is a predicted model, not a curated record. Gene Ontology annotation, molecular function: sugar transmembrane transporter activity.